This is a messenger RNA of Penicillium hordei, 270 nucleotides long. RefSeq lists its product as uncharacterized. The coding region runs from base 1 to 270 and encodes 89 amino acids. Lineage: Eukaryota; Fungi; Ascomycota; Eurotiomycetes; Eurotiales; Aspergillaceae. The transcript has 2 exons. The record is from RefSeq and is a predicted model, not a curated record.
AUGGCCAGCGAGAAGAAGGCGCCAUCGAUGCGCAAUAUGAGUACUAGAUUUGUCCGUUUAUGGCUUUUUAAUCGCCAAGCGCCGUCCCUGCAGAUGGUUUCCACCAUCGUAUCCACCGUCGGAGCUUUGAACCGGAGGGUUCAAAUGGCGCUAACGGGGGAUUCGCUUUGGCCUGCUCUUGGCGUCAACACUGUCCUUCUCCAAUGGCGCAAUAACAUCCAUUCUUGUCGAGUUGUAUUCGAAGAAAAUUAUAGGACAAUACACAUAUAG